AUGCAUGUUGAGACGUCCCAUAACUCUUUGCCACCUUCUGGACCAACCGCGCUCUGUGCCACAGAAAGCAAGGGUGAGAACGAGGGCUGGCUGGCUGGGUGGGGAAAAGGUGGGGGAGGAGUGGGGGCCGACGGAGUGGGAUGCAUGUUGAGACGUCCCAUAACUCUUUGCCACCUUCUGGACCAACCGCGCUCUGUGCCACAGAAAGCAAGGGUGAGUGGGGAAGAGCGGGUGUUGGGUGGGGAGGAGUUGGGGGGGAAAGAUGGGGGGAGAAGUGUGAUAGGACCUAUACGUGCUGGACCAACCGCGCUCUGUGCCACAGGAAGCAAGGCGUCUGGCUUCAGCGACUGGCUGCAGGUGAAGCAUGACUGUGUGAGGGCGAUAAGUGAGUUGUCUCCUCACUUCUCUAUCACCAUUCGCCCUCCUUCCAACCAUCUUACCCCUCACUCCUCCACCCUUCUUCCACUCUCCUUCCCCAGCGACUGGCUGCUGGUGGAGCAUGACUGUCUGAGGGCGAUCGAGCACGACAAGAAGUCAGUGAAGGCGCAUUUCUACCUGGGAACGGCCCUGACAGAACUCGCUCGCUACCCCGAGGCUGCCCAUGUGCUGGAAAGGGCAGUUGAGAUAAUCCGAGAUGACGAGGUGCUGGGCAGCAGCAGAGGGAACCUGAACGACGUGUGGAACGCAAUGGCCACUGCCAGGUACCGGCAGUGGGAGGUGGAAUCGUCGAUGCGAAAGAGAAAGCAGCAGCAGCUGAGGGCUUUCUUAGGGGACCUGCUGAAGGAGAAAUUGCAAGCAGACAUGGCUGCAAUCACAG
Messenger RNA from Closterium sp. Naga37s-1, 817 nucleotides. Lineage: Eukaryota; Viridiplantae; Streptophyta; Zygnematophyceae; Desmidiales; Closteriaceae. The record is from the annotation of a GenBank genome assembly.